GCAAUGGACGGUUUGAUUCACAAAAAGGUAAUCAAAGUCAAUGAUAAGGUAGUUUUGGAACGCGUUUCGGAAUUGCCAGACAUGACGUUCGCGGGUAGUCGGAAAGUGUUGCUUUCUAAGAGGCCAAACUGCCUCGAAGCAGGAGAAACAGGGCCGAGGGAAAACGCAUCUCUAGCGGCAGUUCCGAAAACGAGCAAGGGAGACCUGAAGCAGAGCACCUUAGCCAAGUCGGCAGACGUUGCAACCUACUUGAAUUUCAUCGAGGCUAAUAUCAACAUGCUCCGCUCCAAGAAGACAGCUUUGGCAAACGAGAAGUACAGCAUGGAGGGCUUCACUAAGCAAAUGAAAGCCGAGAUCGCCAAACUUAAGGAGAGCAACAUGAAGCUGAACCAAGAGGUCACCGCCAGCAAAAACCAGCUCAAAGCGUUUGAGGAGCACAGCCUGGAGCUUCAGAGCGCCAAGGAGAGUGUGAACGAAAGCAUCAAGGAGUCAAAAGACGCCCUGAGGAAAAAGCAUACCAAGCUGACCGAGCUGAAAAAAGCUGAAGCAAAAAUGGACGAGAAAUUGAAAUUGAAAAGUGAACUCCAGACCAGUCUUGCUAAGCAGCAGAAUGAGCUUGCAAAAAUCGAGAAGGAGGUGGAAGCAAGCAAGCAGAAGUUGGAAUCAGUGAAAGAGGAAUCAUUGAAGCUGACAACCCACAUUGAGCAGCAGAAGAAAUGCAGAGCUGGAUUGGAAUUUGAAAUGAAGUCGUACGAGAAGCAGGUGAAUUUGAUUCUGAAGCAAUUAGAAGAGAAGCAACGCGAACUGGACAAAGCAAAGUUACGAAUCGUGUAUAUCGAGAAGACACUGGAUGAGCAGCGUUUGUUGGAAAAGGAAUACAAUGUAAAAAAUUCAACCUUGGAACACAGCGUGGAGAAAGCUGCUGCUAAAAAGAGGGCGUUGGAAGAAAAUCUGAAUAUUUUUUCAGAAGAUGUCUCUAACUUGGAGGCACUGUUCCCAAAGCUGCAGACAAAUUUGAAGGAGAUGAAGGAGGGGCUGAAAAAAAUGGAAAAGACCCUUGCGGAGAAGCGCAAAAACAGAGACGAGGCAAAGAAAUUAUGUGAAAGUUUGGAUGCUGAGUGUAGAGAUUAUGAGAAAAAGAUGACUGACUUGCGAGCAAUGCUGCCCAGGAAAAACGAAGAUCGCAAAAAACUUCAAGUUCGACUGAAUGAAGUCAUCGGGGAGCGAAACGCAAUGAAAGAAGAGGAAAAAUCCACUCUGACUGAAAUUGAGGAAAUCAAACGUAGGGAUCAAGAGAAAAAGGCAAACAGGACUCAGCUAAUGACUGAUAUAAAACAACUGACGCAGGAGACGAACAGGCUCCGCAAUAAAGAAGCGGCAUGCAUCGCGGAAAAUAAAACAAUGCAGAGCAAUCUUGAUCGUCUGGAGAGUGAAAUGCACAAAAUGAAAGAAGCUGAGGCACAACUGCAGGCAGAACACGGCAAGGCGGUGCAACGAAUGCAAGAACUUUCCAAGCUGAUGACUGAUGUCAGAGCUGAAUUGGAGCAGAUGGUGGGCGACGUGAACAUUCAACAGAAACGAAAGGCUCAACUGGAGAUGAUCAGGGAAAAUCUGAAUCUGCAUUUGCCUCCAGAAGAGAACAUCUACUCCAGUCUGAAGAGACUUCCUCUGCCAGUGCGGAAGCCUAAGAAGGGCAAGAUGAGUAGUUGGUUCAAAAAGAAGAAGCAGCAGCAGCAAAAAAUUGUAGCCGAAGGUGACCAUGAAUAAAUCUCCCUCGUAAAAUGUAAAA
Molecule: messenger RNA, 1789 nt
Organism: Cloeon dipterum
Lineage: Eukaryota; Metazoa; Arthropoda; Insecta; Ephemeroptera; Baetidae
Product: probable DNA double-strand break repair Rad50 ATPase
Exons: 2
Coding region: 4-1767 (587 amino acids)
Source: RefSeq, a predicted model, not a curated record